AUGAAGUCGAGCAACGUCACACAACUGCUGGCUCUUGUUUCAACAUUGGCUUCUGCAGCCAUAUUUAAUCACGAAUUGAAGCCCAGGUUUAUCGGUAUUGACGAGAAUGGCGCACAUCUCUACGAAACGUACCAAAUAGUCCACGGCACUGGCGGCGUACCGUCACGAUUCUACCCUAGUAGCAACAAGAGCGAGGAUGGCAGUAUCGAGGCAGCCCUCAGAACUCCACGAGGAGUUCUGAAUGUUCUACGAAAUAAAAGGGCGGAAUGUCAGCGUGGAAAUAAGAAAUGUGAUGGUGCCGAUAAAUGCUGUGAUGGCGAAAUCUGUUGCGAGUACGGCUACUGUUUGGAUAAGGCCAGAAUCUGCUGUCCAAAAGGAGGAUGCGAUGCGGGAAAGUUAUGCUGCGGCCAAAGCAACUGUAGCCCAGCUGACGGUGCCUGUUGCCGCGAUGAAAGCUCUUGUCAGAAGGGAAACAUGUGCGUUCAGUUUGGUGAUGCGGGAAUCAUGUGUUGCUCUGAUAAAAAGUGUACUGCACAUGUUGAAAACGGCAAAACGAUAAGUGCUCCGUCAUCAACCGCCACAUCAACUUCAACCUCCAAACCUGGCGAGACAGUCACGGAAGGCAGCGCGGCUGGUGCCACGACCACAGAUACUGGUGGUAACGCACGCGGAUCGCCCACGACAUCUUCAUCAGGACCGCGCAAAACAUCAUCAACUGUGACCGAUCCUGGUUCCAGUGCCGCUGACGAUGACCGAAGCCAUAACAACGAUGGUGGUACGGCUUUGGGUAAUACAGAUUCCGGCCCUAAUAUCGGGGCCAUUGUUGGAGGCGUAGUUGGUGCUGUUGGAGGCAUCGCACUGAUUGCGCUUAUAAUCGUAUGCGUGCUUCGUCGCAACAAGCGUACCAUGGAGGAGAUUAAUUCACAGCACCAACACGGCAGCCAAUACCAAGGAUCCAUGGCACCCCGUUCUAUUGUGUCGGGACAUGGACAAGCGUCUCUGAGAUCUGCGAGAUCGGCAGUCUCCCCAGUCACAGGAGGCUUCUCACCUCGAUCGCAGUUUGACAAGUAUAGUCCAUCGCCUCUUGGAGGGGCAUCAUCACCGAAUCAGGAUUGGAACGCGCUAUCCGCUAGAAGUGUUGGGGCGUCAAUGGGAAUGUCAGUACUGGGAUCCCCAGCACCCUCUCAACUAGCACAAAGCCAGCAUGCAGUGUCAUUACGAGACACCAUGACUGUCGCUUCAACCUCAGUGAGAGCAGCAAGCAUCUCAGCCAUGCCGUCCAUCGGACCAGGCGGCAAGCCCCAAACAGAAAUUUGUGAAGCUCCUACCCAUAUAGCGGAGUUGAGACGAGGCCCAGUACACGAGGCUCCGACAGAUAUGUCGGAUAGCCACCGGGGAGAGAUGCAGGAGAUGGAGUGA
This is a messenger RNA of [Torrubiella] hemipterigena, 1419 nucleotides long. Lineage: Eukaryota; Fungi; Ascomycota; Sordariomycetes; Hypocreales; Clavicipitaceae. The record is from the annotation of a GenBank genome assembly.